AUGCCUCAACGUCACGAGAGGCUACAGGAAUGCAACAAAGACAUUCACUCAUGCGCUCAGACAUCGAACUGGCGGGGUGCGAUUGUCCUCCUGAAGAAGGCUGCUGCAUAUGCCGAUUUGGUGACGUUCAACUCUGCGAUCAAUGCUUGUGGCAAAGCAGCUUGUUGGCAGCAUGCCCUAUCUUUGCUGAAUCAGCUGGGUGUCAGGAGGUUGCAGCCCAGUCACAUCAGUUACAACACCUCCAUCGAUGCUUGCGCGCGUGCCAGUCGGUGGGAAGAAGCCGUUCACCUGUCUAGGUUGACACUUGGCAGCCAUUCAAUCGCAGAUUCGGCACUCUUUGCCCUGAACACGGCAUUGAGUGCAUGUGCGCGCUCCGCUACGUGGAGAAUGGCCAUCCAUAUGCUAAAGCAGAUCAGGACACAGCUUUUGGAGCCAGACGAGGUUUCUUUCAAGUGGCUUCUAAGUGCCUUCGAAAGGGCGCAGUUCUGGGAAAAAGCCAUGAACAUGGUCACAGAGAAUGGUCUCAGCGAGCUACCUUACAGUGCUGCCAGGACGGAUCAUUGGCCUGCUGUAUUGCGUGUCUUGAGCCAACAACGGAGCAGACGCCUUCAAGUCGCCACAGUUUCUUUGAGUUCGACAACUUCAGCUCUGGCAGAAUCAAUGGAAUGGCAAGAUGCCCUCCACUUCCUGCAAAGUUUCGUGCGGACGGAGGUGCUUCUCUCCACCGCGACCAUGGUGUCCUGGGGUCAAGGAUUCCAAUGGCAAGAAGCGAUCACCUUCCUGCACAGGCUUAGUAAAGAGAAUGCGGACGCCUACACCAUAUCGGCAGCCAUUUUGGCCUGUUCUCAAGCGAAGGCUUGGCAUGCUGUUUUGACCCUGCUUCAACAGGCAAACGCGAUGAUGAUUCCGCUGAACGUCGUCACUUAUGGGGCUGCGGUCUUUUCCUGCGAGUCUAAAUGGGAAGCUGCCUUGCAGGUUUUGCAAGACAUGACCUACAAGGCUAUUGAAGCCAACGUCGUGGUCUACAAUUCAGCUAUGAGCUCAUGUGCGAGUUCAGGGCGGUGGCGGAUCAUAGGCCAAAUCUUGGAGGAGAUGGAAGGAGCUCACAUGCUUUUAGAUGUCGUCUCUUUGAGUAGCCUGAUGCACGCCUGUGUAAUGGGCAAGGAAUGGCGGCUGGCUCUGCACGUUUUGCAGAGUUUUCCAGGUCGAAGUUUACAAGCGACAGAAGUGACCUUUGGCACGGCCAUCAGCGCCUGCGAAGAUGAGGGUCAGUGGCCUUUGGCUUUCCAUUUUCUCCAGGAACAGCGGGAAGCAAAGCUUCGCCUAUCAGUCAUCCACUUCAACUCCGCCAUCAGUGCAUGCGAGAAAGGCCUGGCUUGGGAGCAAGGAAUGGAAGCAUUGCGAGCAGUCCUCGAACAUUCCCUUCAAGCAGACUUGGUCACCCAUAGCUCUUCAAUUCGUUUGUGCGAGCAUGCAGACCAGUGGGAAGAAACUUUACAAUUUCUGCGGACCAUGCAGGGUGCAGAGGUGCAUUCCAAUCAAGCUAAACUGGACGCUGCUCGCGCAUGCGCGGCAUGUGGGCAACAAGAAAUAGCUAUGGUGCUGGCCAUGCAGAUGUGUGGGCCUGUGGGCCCUUUGUGGUGUUUGUCUCAAAUCUAUGGCUCCGACCCAUGGCAUUUAAGCGCUGCUUUGCUUCCUGUGCUGCGGCUAGAAGGUCUUCUCAACAUGCAGGAGACUCUUCAGCUUUGCAGCGCAUCGCUCGUACUCGGCAUUGAUUGCAAGCCCCUGUCCAAGAGAUUGGAAAAGAGCGUAAGGAGAGUCUUGCCUCAGAUGUCACUUCAGCAACUGCAAGUCGCCGCUGCACUGGGUUGGACAUCUGCCACUAUCCUACCAGCCAUCCAAGAAUGUUGCCUUGCACGAUUGAAGACAGGAGAUGUUGGAGUGUUUGAAGAGGCCGCUGAGAGCGUGUUGGGAGUGCUGUGGGUGUCUAGAGUUUUGAACUGCACCUCCAGGCGCAUGGUGGCAAUUGUUCGGUCUUGGCUAAAAAUUGCUGCAGCUCCAGUUCCAAGGGAAUUGCCAUUGAGGAGGCGCCCUUUGCCCCUUGAGAGGUCAGAGUUGAUUAUUCAAGACCUCCCUGAUCGAGCGGUCCUUUUGAAGCCACCAGGAUGGGAUGUCUACGACCAAUGUGUGGAAGAAAAGCAGCUGUGCAACAUCGCUUCGGAUGCCUUUGGGCCUUGGCCCAUUUUCAGCGACUCCAAACAUCGUCGGGGUUUUCUGCACCGCCUGGAUGUGCCCAGCUCGGGUUUGGUGGUUGUGGCCAAAACCUUUGAAGCUUUCUAUGAUCUGCAAGUGCAGCUUUGCACAGAUAUGUCGCGGAGAUAUGUGGCGAUGGCUCAUGGCUGGCUACGGCCACGCUGCCACGAGGCCAGCCUGUUUUGGUGGGGGAAUGGACCCACUGUGGCAGGUGGUCGUGGGAAAGCUAGCUGCACGAAAGUGAUGGCCACCCUACCUUUGAUUCAUUUCACCACCAUGAUGGCAUUUUCAUUGGUUCACCUGGAGAUCUUGACUGGGAGACGGCACCAGAUACGAAGCCAUUUGAGCCACAGCGGACAUCCAACUGUUUCAGAUGGCCUUUAUGCGUCUGCAACGGUAUAUAAGGCAGACCUGAAUAUUAGCCCUCGUAAUUGGCUCCACCGGUAUGCAUUGAGUUUCUACGAUCGCCAUGGGCGAGUCAUCAAGCCACAGGCUCCGUUGCCUUCGGAUUUGCAAGAGGCACUCCAACAGAUGACCUUUCUAAAGAGUUCUGGGAGCGAAGUGGAUAAGUGGUUUCAGGACCUUUGA
Molecule: messenger RNA, 2841 nt
Organism: Durusdinium trenchii
Lineage: Eukaryota; Dinophyceae; Suessiales; Symbiodiniaceae
Source: the annotation of a GenBank genome assembly